Messenger RNA from Tyto alba (common barn owl), 10804 nucleotides. RefSeq names its product DLG associated protein 2 (gene DLGAP2). Lineage: Eukaryota; Metazoa; Chordata; Aves; Strigiformes; Tytonidae. Gene Ontology annotation, cellular component: postsynaptic specialization; glutamatergic synapse. Gene Ontology annotation, biological process: signaling. The coding region runs from base 494 to 3409 and encodes 971 amino acids. The record is from RefSeq and is a predicted model, not a curated record. Gene Ontology annotation, molecular function: molecular adaptor activity. The transcript has 16 exons.
GGCUAGUCAAAGCUGUGACUAACCAGACCCUUGGAUACAUACUCUAAUAUCUGGCCUUUAUUUUUUACAAUGAAUUUGAUUUGUUCAUUGAUCGUAUAUUUUUUCUGAUUUGUGAGAAGCUUCAUGCUCUGUGUUUGGAUGCUGACUGCAAUACAGCCAUAGUCUUUGAAACGAGUCACAGUGUACACUCUGUGGGGAGCCUGAAGAUUUGGAUUCUCUAACAGGGCAUGCAUUUCCAGAGCUGCAAGUGUUAUGGGCAUGUUGAGAACUUCCAGAAGCUGGAUUAAAGCAUCUCUUUUACAAUGAUAUCUAAUCUCGUCCUAAAGCUCCAAGCAAUGGCGAGUCCACCAGCUCCCCUGAAGAAGAGGGUGGCGAUCUGCUCAAGUCGGGCUUCAGUUUUCCAGGGACGCCAGAGGAGGAGCUAGACCAGCAGUACUCAUGGUCGCCUUCUCAGCACUUCAAUGAAGAAAGAUACUCUCCUGCUCCGAGGAAUAUGAAAGGAUUAUCUGGUAGUCGCAACCAACCACAGUUAUGUUCCGCUCAUACUUGUGGCUUAGCAUCCCCUGAAGAUUGUGAACACGCCCACGACCAUAUCCACCAUGGGCAGGAGCCAAGGCAAUCAUAUCUUCUCAGCCCCACGGAGAGUUGCCCGAUGGACCACCAUCGUUGCUCACCACGCAGCUCCAUUCAUUCUGAAUGCAUGAUGAUGCCCAUGGUAAUGGGCGAUCACAUGUCAAGUAGCACUUUCCCCAGAAUGCACUACAGCUCACAUUACGACUCAAGAGACGACUGCGCCAUGUCUCACGGUAACCCUAAGAUUAACCGUAUUCCUGCAAAUCUUUUGGACCAAUUUGAGAAACAACUUCCUCUUCACCGGGAUGGGUUUCACACUUUACAGUACCAGAGGACCUCAACAGCUGCGGAACAACGCAGUGAGAGCCCAGGAAGAAUACGCCAUCUCGUUCAUUCUGUCCAGAAACUUUUUACUAAAUCUCAUUCUCUGGAAGGAUCAUCCAAGGGCAAUGUUAAUGGAACAAAGGGAGAUAGUCGAGGGGACGACCAUCAUCAUGGGCACCAUUCCAAGCAUAGCAAAAGGAGUAAAAGUAAGGAGCGAAAACCAGAAACCAAGCAUAAAUCUGGAAUGAGCAGCUGGUGGAGCUCUGAUGAUAAUUUGGACAGCGAUAGCACUUACCGAACCCCUAGUGUGGUAAAUAGGCACCAUGCAGAUCAUAUAUCCCAUUGCUAUCCUGAGGCACUCCAGGGGCAUUUUGGGGAUCUCUCAUUGAAGACUUCCAAAAGUAACAAUGAUGUGAAGUGUUCGGCUUGUGAAGGGCUAGCAAUGACCCCUGAUGGUAAAUAUAUGAAAAGGAGUUCUUGGUCUACGCUUACAGUAAGUCAGGCUAAAGAAGCUUAUCGCAAAUCAUCACUGAACUUAGAUAAGCCUCUGGUUCAUCAGGAAAUCAAACCUUCCUUGAGGCCGUGCCAUUACCUUCAGGUACCUCAGGAUGAAUGGGGAGGAUACCCAGCUGGUGGGAAAGAUGAAGAGAUCCCCUGCAGAAGAAUGAGAAGUGGGAGCUAUAUAAAGGCCAUGGGAGAUGAAGAAAGUGGAGACUCUGAUACUAGCCCCAAGACAUCACCAAAAUUAACGGUUCGACCAGAGUCAUUAUUAAAAUCCAUUGGACAGAGACCACUGGGAGAUCAUCAAAAUCAGAGCUACCUUCAAACUGCAAGUGACGUGCCUGGGGGUCACAACCUGGAUCCCUCUGCAAACUACAAUUCCCCAAAGUUUCGCUCAAGGAAUCAGAGCUAUAUGAGAGCAGUGAGCACGCUCAGUCAGGCCAGCUGUGUUAGUCAGAUGAGUGAAGCAGAGGUUAAUGGGCAAUUUGAAUCGGUGUGUGAAUCAGUGUUUAGUGAAGUUGAAGCUCAGGCAAUGGAUGCCCUUGACCUCCCUGGAUGUUUCCGAACAAGAAGCCACAGUUACUUGCGUGCCAUUCAGGCAGGCUAUUCCCAAGAUGAUGAAUGUAUACCUGCGAUGGCAUCUUCCAACAUCACCUCAACUAUCAGGUCAACCACAGCUGUAACUUACACAAGUUACAAAAAAACACCGCCACCGGUACCCCCUCGUACCACUUCCAAGCCACUGAUCUCAGUCACGGCACAGAGCAGCACAGAAUCCACCCAGGACGCAUAUCAUGACAGCCGGACUCAGAGGAUUUCCCCGUGGCCACAGGACGGGCGAGGGAUGUACAACUCCACCGACAGUUUGGACAGUAACAAGGCCAUGAAUCUUGCCUUGGAAACUGCAGCUGCACAGCGCCACGCCUCCGAGAGCCAGAGCACCUCGAUACGAACCAGUGACAAGGCCAUUUUAGUGACAAAAGCAGAGGAGUUUCUGAAGAGUCGACGUUCCUCCAUAGGGAUCCAGGUGGAAACAGCAACUGAUUCAGAUACUGAAAGCAGAGGCCUACGGGAAUACCACUCUGUUGGAAUACAAGUGGAAGAUGAAAAACGACACGGACGAUUCAAGCGCUCAAACAGUGUAACAGCAGCUGUCCAGGCUGACCUGGAACUGGAGGGCUUUCCAGGACACAUCACGAUGGAGGACAAGGGGCUUCAGUUUGGCUCGUCGUUCCAGCAGCACUCAGAGCCCAGCACACCCACCCAAUACAGCGCAGUGAGAACUGUACGGACACAGGGACUGUUCAGUUACAGAGAAGAUUAUAGGACCCCAGUUGACACCUCAAACCUUCCACCACCAGAACCCUGGCUAGAGCCAACCAUUGAGACGGUAGAGACCGGGCGAAUGUCUCCUUGUCGACGGGAUGGAUCUUGGUUUAUGAAGUUACUACAUACUGAAACUAAGAGAAUGGAAGGGUGGUGUAAAGAAAUGGAAAGAGAAGCAGAAGAAAAUGAUCUUUCUGAAGAAAUCCUAGGUAAGAUCCGAAGUGCUGUUGGAAGCGCACAGCUCCUCAUGUCUCAGAAAUUCCAGCAAUUUUAUUGGCUUUGUCAACAAAAUCUGGAUCCGAGUGCCAUGCCGAGACCAACUUCCCAGGACCUAGCAGGUUUCUGGGACUUAUUGCAGCUCUCAAUUGAAGAUGUCAGCAUGAAGUUUGAUGAACUGCACCAGUUGAAACUCAAUGAAUGGAAAAUAAUAGAAUCACCUGAAAGGAAGCCAACUGGUUGGUGGAUGGAAGAAAGAAAGAUUCCUCCUCCUGUACCAAAGAAGCCCCCAAAAGGAAAAUUCCCUAUUACAAGAGAAAAAUCUCUGGACCUACCUGACAGACAGCGACAAGAAGCUAGAAGACGGCUAAUGGCUGCAAAGAGAGCAGCCUCUUUCCGGCAGAAUUCAGCCACAGAACGUGCAGACAGCAUCGAGAUAUAUAUCCCAGAGGCUCAAACCCGGCUUUAAAGACAGAAUGCUGCAGAGUUCCUUUUUUAAACAAAAUGCUUGUACAGUUUGUCACUUACCUGGUAAUUUUUGUCUCAUUCUCUCCACUAAAUAUGCCCUUGCUGUUGUGUUCUUUGUGCCAUAAGCACAGUGGAAUGCUUUUGAUUUCCUCAGAAUUUGCUGAGCUCACCGCAAGAACGACUUCUUUUUGUAUUUAUUGUCUGACUAACAAUCAGCUACAAUGGAUAGGGCUUGUUGAGACCUGACUUAUCCAAUAUAUUCUCAGAGGACAACAAGAAACACCUCUUGAGAUGGAACCCAGCUUACUUUUUUGUUAUUUAUAUUUUUAUAAAAUGUGUGAUAAUUAGGGAUAAGAAUAACAAACUAUAAAUGGGUGCAUCUCACCAUUCACUAGAGGCAUUAGCUAAUCCAAGUAGAAGGUGCUACAAAUGUAAAGAGCAGGAAAGAAAGAACCCAUUUAUCUCUCUGACCUCCAGUUUCUUUUCCUAGAACCCAGCUAACAUAUUUACCCAUGUGCUCUGCCACUCUUCUCAUCUUUGUUACUGCAAAAUAACAUUAGGCCUCUCAUGUCAUGUCAAGUUUCUGGAGAUGAACAGGGAUAUCCAGCCACUAAAACUCCAAAGUUCAUCAGAAACCAAGAAGCAUACAAGUCUGGUGGUGGUGGUGGGAAUGCCCACUGAGAAACGUUUGCCGUUAGCAGUAUAACGACACUCUGAAACCUAAGCAAAAUUAUAAUGCAAGAGGACUUGAGUGAUGGGUGAAAGGAAAAUGGAAGCCUUAAAAAGUUAGAUCUUCUGUAGCAAGAUGUGUAAAGAAAAAGUUAUACUCGCUCCUUUGGAACACUCAUUGCAUUUUUAACAGUUCUUUUACGUGUUAACAUUUAUUUUAUAAACCUUCUCUCUUUCAUUUCAAGAGCUAUGCUACAUGUAAUAUUUCAAACUCUCAAAAUGUUAUAUCAAUUGAGUUUCCAGGGUAUCCUUGAGAAAAAAAAAAAAAUCUUGCUUGUUUAAAAUGCCAGUUGUGAUGUUGUAAACAGUUUAAGAAAUAUGAAUGUGAGUGGUAAGUAUAUCUAAGUUUAAAUGGUUAUGUUAAGGUAAAGGUGAACUGUGGUUUACAGUUGUAUUUUUUUUUAGAACUAUUUUUCUAUGCAGUAUCAUUUAUGGCAAGAAAAAGCUUCUUGCUUGCUUCAGACAUUAAAAAAAAAAAAAAAAAAAAAAAAAACAACAAAAAAAAACCACGACUCAAGAAAUAAGUGAUUUCCAGCCAUGGAAUAUACAGAAAAUAAUAUAUUUCCAAGCCUCACAUUGUCAGAAGAGAGAAGUGGUAACUACCACAGCCAAGAGGCUUUAAUUUAAAACAAAUUAAGACAGAAUUAUUCCACUUCACCUACCUUCCAGAGCCAACUGAGCAACCCAGCACUUAGAAGUCUUCAGGUGAAGACGCAAUAAGAUGAGUAACCCACAGCCCCCAUUUCCAAGGUUUGAAUCCUCCUGAACACUGCUUUAGGUCAAAAGAGUCUGAACCCAGAGACAGACAGCCCCAAAUACCACAUCCCCCGUUUACCUGCUUUAACAAAUGCAAUGUAUUUAGCCAUAGGCAGAACAGCUAUUUAAUUAUACUCAAGCACUUUGGUUCUUCACCUGAUGAGCACUUUAAAUGCGAAUCCCACGCACCCUGCAGCCUGAUGGAUGACUGAAAACAUGAAGUAUCAUAGGUUAUGCAGAUCUGACAUUGCUUCAAAUCUGUUUCCUUUUGGGUUUUUUUUUGUUUUUCUUUUUCCUUCUCUUUUUCCUACAGUGUGUAGUACUAAACAUGAGUUCUGUCUUUGGAGCACAGCUGAUAUAGCAUGUUUAGCUUCAAGAUAUGAAUCUUUAGAGAUGAAGUUUUGAGAAGGUUCUGUGAGAAGAAAACCCUGUAAAUUGAGCCUGAUAUCUGGUAUAUACUUUACCAAAUAGCCUUAAACUGUAUUUGGAAGCAAAAACCAAGACGAAUGUAUAUCCUUCAAAAAUGAAAAAAAAAAAAAAAAAAAAAAAAAUCCCUGAAAUAUUCUUCUAUAACUGAAAACAUUAUAUUUCCCAUCCCUCGUAUUUUCAAGGCAUUUUCUAUUAAGGAAAGAGCUGAAUCCUAUCUGCAGAUAUUGGCACCCUUACUCUUGAAAGCUGGUAUCUUAUUUAAAGUGGAGCUGCUAAUUAGAAAUAUCCACACAAAACUAAAGCCAGUGUCUUUCCUAGAUUUAAGAAAUUUAAAAUAGACACACACACCCCCCUAUACAUACAUGCAUACAUACACAUAUAUAUAUGGCAGCUGAUACAUUUUAUCUAAUUUUCCUGUACACCUCAAGAAGAAAUCAUAUUUGACUUACUCUCUUGAAAACCCCCCACCUGCAGCAACAAGUCAUGCGAUUAAGACAAGUUGUAUUUGAUUAUGCCAGUAAUCAAAGUUUAUAAAGACAAAUUGUAAAAACAACAGAUUACAGAUAAGUUUAGAUCCCAGAUGAUUUAUUAAUGCUGAUUUGGAGCAAUCUGUAUAAGUCUUUAAUUUUAGAAUCAUAUUUUGAUAGUUUUUUGAUACAUUAAAAUUUUAUUGGAUGUUCUCAGGCAAAAAUAGGCCUGUGUGAAUGACGCCAACCCUGUAUUUUACGUUUACCAUGCCAUUAUGAGAAAAUGUUCAGUAUAAGCUUUGGAUAUCUGAUUUCUGUUUGUUCUACCUUUGUUUCAAGAAAAAAAAAAAAAAAAAAAAAAGAAAAAGGAAGAAUCAAAAGUAAACUAGAUGCCUAAUGAAAAAUCUGAUAAUAUGUUAUCUGUGCAUGUUACAUUUCAAAGUGCAAUAUAUUACAUUUUUGUACAGGUAACAUUCUAUCAUUAAAGGCAAAUAAGCCAUUUCUAUUUACAUAUUGUACAUCUGGCUAGUUUAGAAAUAAAACAUUAUGCUUAUCAUACUUGUGUUGCAAAUAAAAAAAAGUCAAAUUGCUUUAGUCCCUGACAUAAGAAACACAGCAUGUGGUAUCUUAAUAAACAUAUAAACAGAUAAAUUGUAAUCCGACCCCACAUCACAAAAAUAAAAUUCAGUUACAAAACCAAUGUAAGAGGAACGUAAAUAAACAUAAAGAUAGAAAGCAGAAUGCUUUCUACUUAGAGACUUCAUGGUGUAGCCACACAGAAAACCUGGAUAUAGCAAUAUCAUCUAGUGUUUAAUUAAAUACUAAUUGGACUAAUAUUUAUUUUAACAGAUGAAAAUUAUAGAAAAUCUCUGUUCAUUUUUCACUGCCUGUAAAACACAAGUAUAAUAAACAGAAUUCUGAAAAUUUAAAUAAAGAAGAUGACCUGACUGGUAAAAUUGUUGAUAUUUGCCAUACUUAUUUUUGCUUUGUAUAUUUUUUUAGAUUUUAAAUUAUUUGUAAAUUGGUGAAGUACAUUAUGAAGUGUUUUAUUAUUUUGUGUCAACCUGAUUAGAAUGGCCUUUGGCAGCGUGUGAAGACUAAUAAUAUUGUACAGUCUAAUACCAAAAAAUGACAUUUUAAUUCAUGCUUAAACCUUGUCACUAUGUUAGAUUUGAGAUCAAGCAGGAAGGAAUUAAAGCGUGCAUAGGAAGGUGUGUGGAUUUCAUAUAUAUAUAUAUAUAUAUAUAUAUAUAUAUAUAUAUAUAUAUAUAUAUAAAAUACAUUUCAUAUAAUGGAAGUUAUUUGUUUUAAAAUAAGCCCGUGUCCUGCUGUAUCAGUAAGUUAGUCCUCUAGUUUCAUCUUCAGCACUGCAUCUAGGAGAAAGUGAGGGAACGUUCGGUGUUUGGGUGAUUUUGCCAGGAGAAGAAAUACCAGCUACGUGAUGACGUGCCGUACGAGACCCGCAGCCGCCUCGUGCCCUGCCGAAGCAGUGCCCCUGGGAGGCUGCUGGCCCCACGGCACCCCACGCAGGUCCACCCCGGCCCCCUGUGCCCGGCGCAACGUGCCUCCAGAUCAGCCCACCUCUCAGCCCUUUGCGUUCAAAGCCUUGAGCCUGCCCUGCCCGGUCGGUGGGUUUGAUGUCCUCCUCCUCCUCCUCCUCCUCCUCCUCGGCGUUUCGGCGUGGGCGCUGGUGGCAGGGGGCACACUGGAGGCUGACCCAUCAAGCGCUGGUCUGUGCGUGUUAAUUUGAGGUCUGAAGCUGGUUUGGCAGCGCCAGGUGUCAAGCUGUGUGUGCUGAAAAGCUGCGAAACCCUGUGUAGCAGGAGCCUCAGUAUUAGCUUAAAUGAAAUGCGAAGCAGCGUUCCUCCAGAUACUGUUCCCAGAGCAUCUUAUGAUGUAGUGAAACCACCCGCAAACUGCGUUCGAGGUGAGGAAUAUCAGCAAACCCCUUAACAUUUAGAAAGGUGCUUCCUGGUGUAUGACAGGCUGACACUUAUUACAUUUAUACAGUGCCUUUCAUCCAGAAGGAUCUCCAAGCACUUUAUUAGCCGACACACAAACUCCAGGCUGGGAUGCAGCUGGAGCAGGUUAAGCUGCCCGUGGUCUGGUGAGCCGGCAUGGUGGGACACUGGGAGAUCUUCUGCCUGUCCCCACACUGCCGGGGAGUUUCCUUCCACACCACCCUCCCAGCGCCCGGGAGGACCCUUAUGGCCCCAGCCUGCACCGAAGGAGAAGCAAAGACUCACUAAACCAAAAGAAGGACCUGAGCGAAGCAAAGCAGAGGCGAGGGCAAUGCUCAUACCAUCCUCCCAGGGUGUAGGCAGGGAAUGAAGAGCAUCAGACUAAGUUUCCAGAACAAUCUCUGCUGCUUCUGUUCACGACGAUGGCAGUGAGGGUCCCUGCAGUGGAGGAGGUCCCCUGGGAGGGUGCCGCAGCAGAGCCCUGGCCCGUGCCAGGCGCGGGAGCUGGUGGCGCCUGCAGCUGAGCCCUCUCGGUCGGGGAUCUUGGCGAGUCUCUCCUUCCCAAGUGCAUUUCCCCCCCAGAUUUCUUAGCAGGAGAGACCCAUCUGGGGCACGCGCUGGAGAAGCAGCCCCUGUGCCGUAACUGCCAAGCGCCCUGUUCUCUCCCCGGGUCUGCCCGCCAGCCAAGCUAACGCGAGGGAUAGUGUGGGGCGCAGGAUUUAGGCAUAAGGAUUAUGCUUUCGUUUGGGCAGCUGCUCUUUACUGAGACUCAGCUCUAACCCGAAGGGUUCUUCGUAUGGCAGAGCAAUGGGGACGCCUCUCCGCAUUGGCAGGAUCCGCAGACUGGAGGCAGCCAUUUCAUACCGCAGAGAACAGAAAGAGGAUAUAUACAUGCAUAUAUAUAUACAUAUAUAACGAUAUUUUGGUGCCGUGGUCCCAGAGAGUUGGACCCAGGAACCACAGUCAGCACUCACAUUCCUGUAGACCGUGCCACUUGCUCGCAGCUCAGCCUCAGCACUGAUGGCCAUGGCCGGUUCACUGCCUAGUGCAGCCCCACGGCCCAUCUGCAACUAUUCCCCAUGUUCACCUCCAGGGACCAUCUUUUGGGAGCAGCUGUUUUAUAGCAUACUCAUAUGCAUACACAGACUCCUGGCAGGAAUUAAGCCCUCUGUAUAUGCAGAAAUUAUGCAGAAAUUGCUUAAUUUAUCUCUGAAAUGCAGCUACCUCUAUGGUGUAAUGCUGCAGCUGUUUAACUACAUAAUAGGCUGUUCAGGACAGCAAGUAUAAAACCGAAAUUGAAAUGGAAACUUGCCCAAAAGAGAAUUUGGCCAGCAUGUUAAGGCUGAUUCAGCUCCUCUUAACGAGAUAAAAUUCUAAUAGCUGCAAGAGGCCAUGGCAUUAGUUAUAUCUAAAAACCAUAUUCCAGAUCCCUUCUCAUUAAAUGCAUAUCACAUUUCAUAAAUGAUGAUCACAGAAGAAGAUUGCAUGUUCACAGUCGCACCGUUCCACACAUGGGUGUUUCUCCCAUUACCCUUCAUUGCUGAAACAGAACUGGGCUUUUGAAGUCAGAUAGUAGAUAAUGUAAAUUAGUGUGUCUAUGUGGCUUGCUCUUUAACUGAGCAAACACAGAACAAUUUUCAUCAGCUGGCAAUUUAAUUCUCUAUUUUAUUAAAGCCAAAUUUUUAUUUUUCUAAAUUGGUUUUGUCGGACAGGAUUUUUUCUUCUCUAGUACAAAACCAUUAAUAUUUUCACCUAAACUUAAACGAGGGGGAGGUUUAUUUGAAGAUAUGGUCAUUACUCACCAACACAGCCCAUUAGUGAGGAUUUUUCUUCUCCUUCCCUUACUCUUCUUUCAUUCAACACAGCAUUUCCCAUUCCUGAAGCUGAACUGUCAUGUGAGUUUCUUGUUUGUGGGAUGGAUUAUUGCAGAGCUUCAGGCUAAAUUCCGAUCUCGGCUGUAUUUAAAUCAAUGCUGAGAAACCGAAAUCAGAAGGAGUCAGAUUCGGAUCACUAUAAUUCAGCUCAAUAUCUGUCUCAGCAAGUCCUGCCGAGGUAGGAAGAACUCAUCAUUUGAAUUAGCAACUUCAUAACUACUCUGUAGGAUGUAGUUCUUCUUUUCAGGUAGGUCACAAUCAAGCAGAGGGCUUGGUAGUAGCUUCAGGUCUCCGACUCAUUCUCACAAAGAAAUACUAGCUUUGUUUAUAAUUACCCAUGGAAUCCACAUGCUCAUAUCCAUGCUUUGAUUUACCCUUAAGAGGUUUAAUAGUAUGGCCAUCUCAUUUUAAAAGGGCUCAGCAUGUAUGUAUUCUUUAGUUCCAUUUAUAUAUUAAUUUAUUGAAUUAAGAAAAUUUCCCUUUCAAGUAGCCUGACUUAUACUGCUCUAGAACUGUUCUUUCCUGAAGAAAAGCCACUAUGACUGUGCAGGAUUUUCUGUACAGAGACAAAACUCAUACAUUCAUUUACCAUGUGACAUGCCAAAAUAAUCAAGUGUGGCCUAAGGACUAAAUUAAAUGCCUCCUAUAGAAUUUCAAGGAAUGUUAGAACCAGGAAACUAGCUGUUUAGUUAUCAUUAAAAAUAUAUAUAAAUAUAUAUAAAUAUAUAUACAUAAGAAAUCAUAUCAACAAUGAGGAUGAACUGAGUGCCAAAUAUUCACCAUCUGUAUAAAACUACACUUCACUAGAAUUAAACUAUUUUAUGUAAUUCUCUUUCUCAUGCUUUUAUGGUUCUUUUGAUAAAUUCUAUUUAGUAGCAUGCAGGAUACCUAAAUUGAAUGUACAGUAUGUUGUUUCAUUGCUACAAUAAUUUCUCGCUUCUCAGUAAUAUCUUCUUUACCAGAAUGUUAUUUGUUACUUUGAAGACAUAUUUGAGAAUUGUUUUAUUAUUGAGUUAUUCUUUUUUCAUGGUUCUUAACUCACCUCCAGCUGAUUGUAAGAAAAUGUGCUUCACUAUUUUGCCCCAUGGCUCUUUUAUGAAGCUGCCUCUUUCAAUUGGUUUAUGUAUUGUUUAUGUUCAUCUCCUGUAAAUAAUUCUGCAAUUAAAUUUUUUGAGAAAAA